Messenger RNA from Sporisorium graminicola, 1707 nucleotides. RefSeq lists its product as uncharacterized. Gene Ontology annotation, biological process: zinc ion transport; transmembrane transport. The coding region runs from base 1 to 1707 and encodes 568 amino acids. Gene Ontology annotation, molecular function: metal ion transmembrane transporter activity. NCBI's taxonomy places the organism in Eukaryota, Fungi, Basidiomycota, Ustilaginomycetes, Ustilaginales, Ustilaginaceae. The transcript has a single exon. The record is from RefSeq and is a predicted model, not a curated record. Gene Ontology annotation, cellular component: membrane.
AUGUCGGGUUUUAUCGCUUUCCUCCUGCUCGUUAGCGGCAUGGGUGUGGGCACGCUCGUUUGCGGUCUCGCACCGCUCUCGCUGCCUUUGUCGCAUCGCAUGAUGCGCGUCCUCGAAGUGUUUGGUGCCGGCCUCCUCGUCGGGGCUGCCGUCACCGUCGUCAUCCCGGAAGGUGCAAACGCACUCUUCGCCAACGUUACACCGCAACCACCAGCACAUGCGCUGACAAGCGCCUACGCAAAUGCGCUGCAUCCCCCGACCGCGUUACCCCUCGUCGCACCGAUCAAACUCCAGCCGACGGAUGCGCAACCACCUCAGGAAUCGUGGGCGUGGUCUUUCGUAACGAAGCGAUCCGAGGAGCCAUCGGAUGAUCACGAUCACGCUCCCGAUCGUGGGCAGCACCAUGGCUCGGAACACACUUUCACAAGCUCUGACGCAGAGCAUCGUCUUGGAGGCAGCAUCCUCUUCGGCAUUGUCCUCAUGUAUGUCAUCGACCAGCUAACCUCAUCAUCAGCAGGCCCGUCUGCCGAGCAUUCGCACGACAAGGCGCACGGCAACAUGACACCUAGUCAACCUCACAAUCACAGCAACGACUAUGCGUCGACUCCUGUUCGCCCGCGUCUCGAAACGCAUCGUCUCUCCAAGUCUUUUCACCACCGACCUGACCCAACAGCGAUACCAAAUUCGCUCCACAAGGUCAGCAGCAGAGCCUCGUUUACCCUCUUUGAUCGAUCGCAGUACAUUAUUUCGCAAAACGAUGAGGAGGCGCAGGUCGGCGGCGCACCUCGCCCCGAAGAGAGCGAUCCGCAUCGACGCAUCGAAAGCGCCGCCGCAAGAUCCAGCAGUAGUGACCACGGCUUGCCCGAUGACUACGAUGACCACCACCCAGAACAUUACCACCACGCCGAUCUCAAACGCGUCUCGUCGACGAUUGGCAACAACAGCGAGUGGCACAGCUCUCCGCGCAGCAGCACCACGUUCAACCGCGAAACGCCCAUCACGGAUUUGUCGUCCACCUCGGCCGCUGCGCCCCUGCUGCAGCGCCAUGCGUCUUUCACCAGCGUCAACAGCGGUCGACCAGCGUCCAAGCGCAGGGGUUCUACUUCGUCGGCAGGCAUCGUCCAGUCCACGUUUGGACAGGCUCUUACGACAAUCCUCGGCCUGCUCAUCCACGCCUCUGCAGAUGGGAUUGCUAUGGGCGCAUCCGCACGGUCCGGAGACCAGACGCUGACCAUGGUCGUGUUCGUGGCCAUCAUGGUGCACAAGGCUCCUGCUGCGUUUGGCCUGUGCGCAAUGCUCAUGUCGCAGCGUCUGUCGCGCACGUCGAUCCGCAAAGCUGUCGCCGUGUUCGCGCUUGCUUCGCCCCUCGGUGCUGUGCUGACGUACGGUUUGCUGGCACUGUUCUUCGACGCUGAUGGUGCGAUGGCGCAUGGCAGCAGCGGCGAGGGGCAGGGAAUCGACGCCAAAAGCAUCGGCACGGCACUGGCGUUUUCCGGCGGCACAUUCCUCUUUGUCGCGUUCCACGCCGUGUUGGAGCUCGCUGGCGCCGAGGCAGAUACGGUGCCACGUCAGCUUGGUGGCGACGAAGCAGGGGAGGUGCAGAUCUUGGGUAAAUGGCUGAGGAUCGUGCUGUUGAUUGUGGGCGCUUGCACACCUCGAAUGCUGCAGGGCGUGUUGGCUACUUUUGGUGGAAGUCAUGAGCAUUGA